Molecule: messenger RNA, 3101 nt
Organism: Monopterus albus (swamp eel)
Lineage: Eukaryota; Metazoa; Chordata; Actinopteri; Synbranchiformes; Synbranchidae
Gene: ddx24
Product: DEAD (Asp-Glu-Ala-Asp) box helicase 24
Exons: 8
Coding region: 242-2914 (890 amino acids)
Molecular function (GO): nucleic acid binding; RNA helicase activity; ATP binding
Source: RefSeq, a predicted model, not a curated record
AUGUUUGUUUCCACUGUUACUACUUAUACUUGUAUACUUCUAUAAAUGACUACUUAUACUUGUAUACUUCUAUAAAUGUUGCGACGCCAACUGGUUCUGAAAUUUUUACGAGUAGCGUUUUAUAUUUGGACCCUGUCCGCACGCUGUUUGUAUCUAACUUGAGGAAAAUUUGAAGUAUAGGUACUUUUAACAACUCAUUGUGAAGCAUUUCAACCCGGAUAAUUUACGUGUUUGUAGGAAAAUGAAGACGAAGGAUAUGAAGCUAAAAAACAAGCAUCGGUCCUCCGGGCCAGCCAAACGGGGCAUCCAUGUGAAAGGCAAAUGGAAAGCUAUAGAGCUCGAUCCCAGUAUCUUCUCUGAGGAGGGCAUGGAGGGUCUGGUGUGUUUUGAAGAGCUGACAAAUUACCGUCUGAUAGACCCUGAAAAGGCUGCGGCCAAAGCAGCAAAAGAACAGAAAAAGGAGAAGAAGAAAAAAGCAAUGAAAAGAAAAGCCAGUGAGGGAGAGGAGGAUGAAGAGAAGGUCGGUGUGGAGGGGAAAGAGAGAGCGAAAACAACUGAACCAGCCAAGAAAAAAACCAAAAAGAAUAAGAAAAAUAAGAAACUGACUGCAACAGAAUCAGUUCAACAAGACAACACUUCUGCGGAAGAAACACAGAAGGAUGGAGGUAACAAUGAGGAUGGACAGGGACAUGAAACAGAAGAUUCUUCAAAAGAUUCAGCUACUGGCUCCAAACAUCAUGUCCAAUCAAAAAAUACUAAGAAGAGCAACAAAAAUAAGAAAAAGAAACAUAAAGGGCAAAAAGAAAAGAAUGCAGAGAGCUCAGAGAAACCGCAAGACCCUGAGCUUUCAUUACAGCUGCAGGUUCUGGAAAAAGAAGAAACUCCUCAAGACAAAGUGACAAAGCCACCUAAAAAGCAGGCAAACAGUUGGACUAAUAGAGCACUUUCUGGUUCUGAUGGCAAAAUCAUUGAUGUGAGUGCAUGGAAGGACCUGUUUGUCCCCUCCACUGUUCUGAAGGCACUGAGCAGCCUUGGAUUUGGUUCACCCACACCGAUUCAAGCCCUGGCAUUACCUUCAGCCAUCAGAGAUCGUAUGGAUAUACUGGGGGCAGCUGAGACAGGAAGUGGUAAGACACUGGCUUUUGGGAUUCCCAUGAUCCACACCAUCCUGGAGUGGAAGAAGGGCUCUGGAAAACCUGUUGAUGACAAUACUGAAGCAACCACAAAAGUGGAGAGUUUGUAUUUACCAGCUCUAGAUUCUACACAGUCAAGAGCCACAGCAGAAGAGGACCAGGAGGACAACAUGAAAACUGAGGAUGAAGGCAUCAAAGAUCAGGGUCAGUGUCACUCGGAUGAAGGUGCCAGCGAGGAUGAUGAGCACAGCACUGAAAAGGCGAUUGAGGAUGAAAGGCUUGGAUGUGUUCGAGUAAUUGAAAAUGCAGAGUUUGAUGCUGACCUCGCUGCUGAAGCAGAAGAAAAACUUGCUGGUGGUGAGAGUCAGCCUUUGCUCGGACUCGUUCUCACUCCCACCAGGGAGCUGGCUGUUCAGGUCAAACACCAUAUUGAUGCUGUCGCAAAGUUCACAGGUAUCAAAACAGCCAUAGUGGUAGGUGGAAUGGCCCAGCAGAAACAGAGGAGGAUGCUAAAGCGCAGACCAGAGAUCAUUAUUGCCACUCCAGGACGACUGUGGGACUUGAUAAAGGAGAGGCAUCCACAUCUACUGAACCUCAGACAGCUCAAAUGCCUGGUCAUCGAUGAAGCCGACCGCAUGGUAGAAAGAGGCCACUUUGCAGAGCUGGAGAGUCUGCUGGAGAUGCUGAACACUGUACACUUCAAUCCCUCGAGGCAAACAUUCGUGUUCUCUGCCACACUGACUAUGGCUCACAGCCUGCCCACCCGCCUCCUGCAGAAGAAGAAGAAGAAUCUGGACCAGAGAAACAAGCUGGAAAUUCUCAUGGAGAAAGUGGGGAUUAAAUCCAAACCCAAAAUCAUUGACCUUACCAGGAAAGAGGCAACAGUGGAGACACUGACCGAGACACGGAUCCACUGUCAGAAAGAGGAGAAAGACUUCUACCUGUACUACUUUUUGCUCCAGCAUCCUGGGCGCACCAUGGUGUUCGCCAACAGCAUAGACUGUAUCAAGAGACUAAACUCGUUGUUGGUUAUCUUGGAGCGUACACCACUGCCUCUGCAUGCCAACAUGCACCAGAAACAACGCCUCAAGAACCUGGAAAGGUUUGCUGAAAGGGAGAGCUGUGUUCUGCUGACUACUGAUGUGGCAGCAAGAGGACUGGAUAUCCCUGAUGUUCAGUAUGUUAUUCACUACCAGGUACCCAGGUCAUCCGAGACUUACGUCCAUCGGAGUGGGAGAACAGCAAGAGCCACUAAAGAGGGUCUCAGUCUGCUAAUAAUAGGCCCAGACGACAUGGUGAACUUCAAGAAGAUUUACAAGACUCUUGGAAAGGAUGAGGAGCUUCCCAUGUUCCCCAUAGAGACCAAAUGCAUGGAAGCAAUUAAGGAGCGGGUAAACUUGGCCAGGAAGAUAGAAAAGAUUGAAUUCCACAACAGCAGAGAAAAGCAGCACAACUCCUGGCUGAGACAAGCAGCGGAGGCCCUGGAGGUGGACCUAGAUGAUGAUCUUUUACUUGGUGGAGCAAGAGAUGAGGAUGCUGACAGAGAGCAGCAGAAGAUGGUUAAGGGGAUGAAAAGGCAUUUGAAGCAUUUGAUCUCCCAGCCUGUGUUCAGGAAUAUGAUGAAGACAAAGUACCCCACUCAAAUGGGAAAGCUCUCUCUGCCUCAGGCAGGGAUGGAUAGUGCUUUAGCCAGGCUUACAGCACAGCAGACGAAGUUAAAGAAAACCGUUCCGCCACAGAGGAAGAGACAGAAACCGAAGAAAGGAAAGCAGCAGCCUUAGUGACUUUUUAAUGGAAUGUGUCCUAUAAAAGGCCAUCUUUGAUAAGGUUCGUGUAAUGUCUGAUUACAUAAAUGUAAUUUUUAACAUUCAAUUCAAGUAAACACUUAUUGCACAAUGUGCAAUUAUAUUUCCGGUUGUCUAACUGCUGUACACUGCAAGAUUUUAUAAAAAUCUGUCUUCAUAAGUG